CUUUUUCUCUCAAUUCCCUUUGGGUUCUUUUGCCAUUUUGCAUUGGGCCCAUGCCUUAAAAUCAGAGAGCCAAACAGUGGGUCCUUUGGCCCAUUGUCCAUGCCAACCAUCAAGUACCCUUCUAUUUUAAUCCUACUUUUCCUCUUGCAUCCUCACCAACCCUUUCUUUCCCCCCUCACUUUCUUAGCACCUACUUCCUCUAAGGAUAUUUUACAAGGACCAAUUGACUCACCUAGAAACAUGUCUUAAGCAUGUGGAGGGGAAGAACUGGACCACCCAGUAAAAACCCAUUCACAGGGAAAAUGUGCAAGCUCCACUCAGACAGGAUCCAAGCUCAUCAAUGAGCUUGGGUAUCUGGAGCUGUGAGGCAGCAGUGCUAAUUGCUGCACCACUAUGCUGGCUUAAUUAUUGAUUGAUUGAUUCUGAUUAUUGACCCUUGGUUAUUUACGGUUUCAAAACAUUUUGAGCACCUUUUAUUAAAUUUCCUUCUAACCUUCCACGUUCUGGAAAAAAGUGCUACCUUGGCAUCUCUUAUCUCUUCAUGACUGAAAUCCCACAUUCUUUAAUAUUUUAAGAAAAAUUCUCUGUACCCUCUCUUAGAAUAAUUUAUAUUUUUAGUCCUGAACAUUCUGAAGGAAUCUGCUGUAGCUUGUUUGUUACCUAUAUAAUAAUGAGUGUUGCAGUUCAUGUUGCAGAGCUGAGGGGAUUCCAGGCUGUAGGAGACAGAGUGGAAAUGUAUUAUUUUGCUUUGGGUUUUUUAUUAAUUUGAUUUUAAUUAACUAAUUUUAGUUUUCACUAAAUUUGAAUACUUUUUAAAUGUUUCUGUUAAAUUCAAUGGCACCUGUGACGUGGAUGCUAUUUGGACCUUGUAGUUGUACUUGAAUGCAGAGGGCCAAUGAAAUAAGCCCUCCACAUUUAGCCCAUGCAGACUCUUCCAGUCAGUUAGGCUCAAUCCAGCAUGACCUCUCCCGUUUUCUUAGCACCAAAGUUGGAAAGUUUUGGAUGGAUAGAAAGUUUUGUAAUGAUACAAACACAUACCCUUCACUGUGUAUCUCUUCAAUCAAAUCGAUAAUGGAAAUGAUAAAGCUUUUGGAAUGAAUCAUCUUCAAAUCUAGCAGGAAAAAAAAUGAGUGGUUCAAAACCUGAUAUUCUAUGGGCUCCGCAUCAUGUGGACAGAUUUGUCGUUUGUGACUCUGAACUUUGUCUUUAUCGUACUGAAUCAGUUGGAAAUUUUGAAGCUAAAGCUGGUUCUUUGAGGCUUUCCGAGGACACCACAGCCACAUUGCUGGCAAUUAACUCUGACACCCCUUAUAUGAAAUGUGUGGCUUGGUAUCCUAAAUAUGAUCCUGAAUGUUUACUUGCUGUUGGUCAAGCCAAUGGACGGGUUGUCCUUACUAGCCUUGGUCAAGAUCGCAAUUCUAAAUUCAGAGAUUUGAUAGGUAAAGAAUUUGUUCCUAAGCAUGCUCGUCAGUGUAAUACACUAGCUUGGAAUCCUGUGGACAGCAAUUGGCUUGCUGCUGGAUUGGACAAACACAGGGCAGAUUUCUCUGUACUCAUUUGGGAUAUCAGCAGCAAAUAUGCACCAGAAAUUGCAGUUCCAGCAGAAAAAGUCCGGCUUUCUGCUGGUGAUACAGAUGCAGGACUUGUAGUGACAAAGCCAUUAUAUGAACUAGGCCAGAAUGAUGCAAGUCUCUCCCUUUGCUGGCUCCCAAGAGACCAAAAACUGCUUUUGGCAGGUAUGCAUCGCAAUCUUGCAAUUUUUGACUUGAGAAACACCAGCCAAAAGAUGUUUGUCAAUACAAAAGCUGUUCAGGGUGUAACAGUUGACCCUCAUUUCCAUGAUCGUGUGGCAUCUUUCUUUGAAGGGCAGGUGGCAAUCUGGGACCUGCGGAAGUUUGAAAAGCCAGUACUGACGUUGACUGAGCAACCCAAACCACUAACAAAAGUAGCUUGGUGUCCAACAAGAACUGGUUUGUUGGCCACAUUGACUAGAGAUAGUAAUAUAAUUCGUCUGUAUGAUAUGCAACACACACCAGCACCCAUUGGGGAUGAAACUGAGCCUACCAUAAUAGAAAGGAGUGUUCAGCCAUGUGAAAACUACAUUGCCUCAUUUGCUUGGCAUCCAACAAAUCAGAACCGUAUGGUUGUGGUGACAUCAAACAGACUGAUGUCAGAUUUCACUGUCUUUGAGCGAAUAUCAUUGGCAUGGAGUCCAACUACUACUUUGAUGUGGGCAUGUGGCAGGCACUUGUAUAACUGCAGUGAAGAGGGAGAAACUAGUUCUGGAGAAAAGGAUGUUGCCACAAAAAUGAGACAACGAGCACUGUCAAGAUAUGGGCUUGAUACCGAGCAAGUGUGGAGAAAUCAUUUGUUGGCUGGAGAUGAUGACCCUCAGCUGAAAUCUUUAUGGUAUACUCUACAUUUCAUGAAACAAUAUGCUGAAGAUGCAGAACAGAAAUCAUCUGUGAACAAAGUGCCCCUUGUUUACUCUGGCAUUAAAACGAUUUUGAAAUCAAGUGCAGAGAGAAAAACAGAGAGCUAUAAACAUAGUUGGACUGGAUCGGAUCGACAGACAGAUGUGAUCAGGUACCAGAGUGAGGAACGAUGUUUGGCUCUUCAGCUUUGUGGCUGGAUCCAAAAGGGUCCAGAUAUUGAUGUGGGUCCUUUUCUGAACUCAUUGGAACAAGGAGAAGAAUGGGAAAGAGCUGCUGCUGUUGCGCUUUUUAACCUUGACAUCCGAAGAGCAAUAGAGAUUCUCAAUAAGGGAGCUGCUUUAGGAAAAGCAGAUUUGAACCUGAAUGUUGUAGCUAUGGCACUGUCAGGUUACACAGAUGAAAAGGAUUCUUUGUGGCGAGAAAUGUGUAGCACCCUAAGACUGCAGCUAAAUAAUCCUUAUCUGUGCGUCAUGUUUGCCUUUCUGACUAGUGAACCAGGAUCAUAUGAUGGUGUACUGUAUGAGAGCAGCGUAGCUGUACGUGACAGAGUGGCCUUCGCUAAUAUGUUUCUUAAUGACACCCAGAUUCUUCGGUACAUUGACAAACUAACCAGUGAAAUGAAAGAAGCUGGAAACCUAGAGGGAAUUCUAUUAACAGGCUUGACAAAAGAUGGCAUUGACCUCAUGGAGAGUUAUGUAGAUAGGACUGGUGAUGUACAGACAGCAAGUUUCUGUAUGCUUCAAGGUUCUCCCAGUGAUGUUGUGAAGGAUCCCAGGGUCCAAUAUUGGAUUGAGAAUUACAGGAACUUGCUUGAUGCUUGGAGAUUCUGGCAUAAGAGGGCUGAAUUUGACAUCCAUAGGAGUAAAUUGGACCCAUUUUCAAAACCUCUUGCACAGGUGUUUGUGAGCUGUAACUUCUGUGGAAAAUCCAUAUCGUAUAGCUGCUCUGCCAUACCACAUCAGGGGAGAAGCUUCAGCCAGUAUGGUGUGAGUGGUUCUCCUACCAAAUCAAAGGUUACAAGCUGUCCAGGAUGUCGUAAACCCCUUCCUCGCUGUGCACUCUGUCUUAUCAAUAUGGGAACUCCAGUUUCAAGCUGUUUAGGAACUGGAAAGUCUGAUGAAAAGGUUGAUCUCAGCAAAGACAAAAAAUUGGCUCAGUUCAAUAACUGGUUUACUUGGUGCCAAAACUGUCGUCAUGGAGGCCAUGCUGGUCAUAUGCUCAGUUGGUUCAGGGAUCAUCAUGAAUGUCCAGUGUCUGCAUGCAACUGCAAGUGCAUGCAAUUGGAUACAACAGGAAAUUUAAUCCCAGCAGAAACAUCUUAGAACUAAAGCCAUACAUCUAUUACAGCUUCCUCCAUAUCCUUCAAGAUCUUUGUAUACAGUCUGUCACUGAGGAGCCAUAGGUCAAGAUAAUGGGGAAAAAAUGGUUCCAUCAACUUGGCAGUUCUGGUAUCUGAAUGACUUUGUGUACAAAAUAUCAUUUUGGGAUGGCUUUUGUAUUCCAACCAGGGAAUAGACCUGAGAAGUUCACUUGCCACUAGAAAUGAACCACCAUGUGGAUACGCUAGGUUGAAUACAAUGCUCUUGUACUAAAAAUGCAUGGAUUCCUGUAUGAGGAAGUUAGAAUUGAUGUACAGUAGGAAAAUCAAUAACAGGGAAUUAAGCAAAAGAUUAGAGUGGGUUAUUAUUCCAUUUGGUUUAUUUGCAUUUUAAGUUCACGGUAUCCCUAAAUUAGAAUAUUUGUGCACUGAAUGUCUGUCACUCAACAAUUGUUGUGUUACUACAGAUGUUUUCCCUUCCUGGGGAUAUUGUAAAGAAUGUAGCAUGCAAUUCACUACCAUUUCAUAAAAUUAAAUGGAACACGUUUAAUUUCCACGUAAAUAUUAAUAGGGUAUAGAGUCCAUUUACUGAAGCAAUAAUUAUUUAAAUAAACUGCUAAUGAGGUGAUUUAAAAUUGUGAAAUCUAAUGUGGCCUUUGUUUUGCUAGUGGAACCUAUGUUAUUGUGCAAAUUACAUCAAUGUAUUAAUUUAAAAGGAAUUGUAGAAAAUGCAAUACUCACCUUGCACAAUUUUUAAGAUGUUGCAUUUACCAUGUGGUAGUGCUUCUGAUAUUUGUUGUGUUUGUGCCUAAAACCAAAGGUGUUCUAUUUUAAAUUUGUUUUACUGAUUUGUAAAUAAAGUGUAAAUCUUUAGAGGUGUUUUCAACAAUG
This is a messenger RNA of Pristis pectinata (smalltooth sawfish), 4644 nucleotides long. RefSeq names its product missing oocyte, meiosis regulator, homolog (Drosophila) (gene mios). The record is from RefSeq and is a predicted model, not a curated record. Gene Ontology annotation, biological process: positive regulation of TORC1 signaling; cellular response to amino acid starvation. Gene Ontology annotation, cellular component: cytoplasm. The transcript is spliced from 11 exons. Bases 1127 to 3757 code for a protein of 876 amino acids. Gene Ontology annotation, molecular function: protein binding. Lineage: Eukaryota; Metazoa; Chordata; Chondrichthyes; Rhinopristiformes; Pristidae.